UCUUGAUAGUUUGAAUCUUCAUGGUCUCUUCUCCCAUUGCUGCUGCUAAGUAGUAGUUGAUCCUGUUUUUCCAGCUGCCCUGGGAUUUUCCAUUCAACACUUAUCGAGCACGUAAAAGAAAUAGGUUGCACUCUAGAGAAUCAAGGUAAGCCAUUUCCAUCUUUUCCUCUAAACAAAGGAGAGCUUUGGGGUGAUUAUGUUUGUCUCAGAAACCCAUACACACGGCUGUACUGGGAAAAAAAUUUGGCCCGGGCAUUUAGAGGCAGAGCAGCCAAAUAGGAGGGGUUGGGGACAGAGAGAGGCCGUGAACAUUUUAGUUUGCUGUCCAUCCAGAGCAUCGCAUGCUGAAGAGCACUUGCAUGGAAACAAUGCCCUGUGUUUUACAUAACACAAGCAAAUGUAAUCACAGUAUUGCAGUGCAUUUGCUGGUGAUUACGAGAGUGUGUAGAGUUGAUUCUUUGUGGUGUACUGUGUGUAAAGCAGUCUGUUUGUGGUGUAUUAUGUGUGGUUAGGGGCUAUAGAGUGUAUGUGUUUCCAGUGGCUGUAAAGUGUGUGUGUCUAGGGGCUGUAGAGAUUGUGUCUGCCUCUCUGUCUAGGGGUUGUGAAGAGAGAGAGCACGUGCAUGCAUUUGUCUAUGGGAUGUAGUGCAUCUAGAGGGUGUACUGUUUGUAUAAGGGCUGUAGUGUGUGUGCGUAAAGUGGAAGUAGUGUGCAUAUUUAUGAAUACCGGAUGUAGUGCACAGAGUAGUGUGUGUUUGUAUUGGGGCUUCAGUGUGUAUAUGUACAGGGGCGGUAGUGUGUUUCUAGGGACUGCAGAGAGUGUUUGUGUGUCAGGAGGAUGUAGUGGAAGUAUUUGUAUAUGGAAUGUAGUGUGUGUCCAGAUAGAGUGGGCAUCUAGUGGCUGUAGUGUGCAUGUACAAAAGGGCUGUAGCGUGCACAUACAUGUAUCUAAGCCUGUCAUGUGCAUAUAUAUGGGCUGUAGCGUGCAUGUAUAUUAAUAUAGGCUGUACUGCGUGUGUGUACACUACAGGGGUUACAGUGUCAAUGUACAGGGGCUGUUUUGUGUGUGUGUGUGUAUAUGGGGCUUUCAUGUGUAUGUAAAGGGGACUUUAGUGUGUAUGUACAGGGGCUGUUCUGUGUGUGUAUAUGGGGAUUUCAUGUGUUUUUACAGGGGGCUUUAGUUUGAAUGUACAGAGGCUGGUGUGUGUGUGUGUAUAGGGGCUUUCAUUUGUAUGUACAGGGGCCUUUAGUUUGUAUGUACAGGGGCAGGAGAUUAGAUCAGCAGCUCCCUGCGCCACUCUGCCUUUCUGGUGAUCUAAUGGUCUGAGUGAGUUCUCUGGCUGCUGCUUCCAAGGAUCUCUGGCAUUAUUGAGAGCGUUGCCAUGGUAACCCGCGACAACGCUCUCUGUAACCUAAGCUCGCAGAAGCAGAGCACAUGGCCCCCAGCAGGAGAUGAGAUUAGCAGCUCCCUACGCCGCUCUGCCUUCCUGUGCAAUGGGCCAGUGAGGGAGAUCUCUAAUCUCCUCACCGGCCCAUCAAGGAACUUUGUUGCAUGUUUAGGCUGCGCUCACUGAGGUGGCCGGGAAGAUCAUUUGAUCAAUCGGUGCAAUAUGCCUGGUUGAAAUCUAAACACCAAUGGCUACUAUCUGGAAUUUAAGGAUUCUCCUCCUUCCACUCUACGUUCCCAGAAGAAAAAACUGAAAGUAAAAGGUUUUGCUGAACUUUACAGAUACGCUCUUACAGCAAAAAGUGGUCUGCCCAGUUCCCAAGAAUGAAAUGUUUCAGGGUUAUUUUUCCAGACUGUUCCUAGCUCCCAAAGUUCUAGACAACUGGAGGACGAUCAUAGACCUGCCAAUCUUGAAUACCUAACUGCAUGCAAGGAUAUUCAAAAUAGAAUCCUUGAGCUCUAUCAUCAAGGUGGUAUCUCCCGACAAUUGGAUGAUUUCAAUCUACCUGAAAGAUGCUUAUUUUCACAUCCCUAUUGUAAAGAAACAUCAGAAAUAUCUAUGAUUCUGUCUCAACAAUGUGCACCUGCAGUUUAUAGCUCUCACCAAUGGUAUUUACAAAUGAUUUCUCUACAAUGGAUUCACAUUUAUUACUUCCUGGAUGAUAUUCUCCUGUUGGGAAAGAUAUGAUCAACAUUGCUGACCCAUUGAAACACAACACAGAACAUCCUAGAACAACACGGAUGGAUCUUGAGUGUGGAAAAGAGCCAACUGACACCCUCACGGCAAACGGUAUUAGGAUCCCUAUCAUCUACAAUAUCGUUGACAAAGCAGGCUCAGUGGCAUCUGAGAUUCCCUCAAAGUUCCUUUCCCCCUCAAGUUAAACACCUUUCCCUCGACCAAAUGAUCCUGCUCUCGACCAGAGUCAAGAGAGAUUUAACAUGGUGGGAAAAAGACUCAAAUAUGUUUCACAGUUUCUCCUAGGAAAAAUAAAUCAGAAGUUGUAACAACAGAUGCUUGUCUCUCAGGAUGGGAAGCUCAUUCGGGACAGUCCUUCGUGCAGGAGAAAUUGCCGUAUGCACUGAGAGAAAAUAUUUGCGAUGUGAUGGGAGCAUGGGACAUGGGUCCUGAAGUCAGUGGCUGUGCACAAGAAAAGUGCAUGGUAAUAUUCAGCCAGUUACAUCGGGACGCAAACAAGGAGGGACCGCAAGAGGUUGUCAUGCCGUUGAUAAAGAACUACCCGGAAGCGGACACAGAGAGGAAAAAAGUGCCAAAUUUGGAAAUAAAAAGCCGGAAGAACGGAACAACAGAAGGAUACUGGACACUUUUGAGAAAGGCUUAAGUGAAGUGGACUAUAUGUUUUCUUUGUAUGGAAUCUAGUAUUUUAUCUGUGUUUUAAGUGUUUCAAUAAAUUGUUACGCUGCACUUACCUUGUAUGCUGGAGUUCAUAAGGUUUAAGGUACUGGAAACCAGGUGGCAAGAUGCACUAAACAGAUUUCCAAGGAACAUCCACUUCAUCAUUUUGUUGACCAUGCUUCAAAGUCUGAGCCAGCUAUUUGAGUGGCUCAGCACCAUGUGAGUGGGACCAAUUUGGGUUUUAUAAAAUAUUGGUGUUUUACUGUAUUAACCUAAAGUCUUUUAAAAAAAAAAAAAUUAUAUAGACUUUAACUGUACAACUAGUGGUAAAAAAACUUUUUAUUUUUGUGUGCAUUUUGGCUCUGGGGGCCUUGGUUUCCGCUGCAAUGGAGUCUCAUGACAGAUGAUAGCCCAGAUCUGAGUGUAUAACAUAUUCAAAGAUCACUCAGUUCGGUGGAACUGGAAUACCACCAGGGUAAAGUUUUGACCGGCCGGGCACGAGGCGCUAGCCCAAAACAAUUCCAAGGAAAUAGGUGUCCUGAUCAGUCUCUGUUUGAGGGUUCCUGUGCGAACACUGUGCAAGGGAUUCUCUUAAUUUCAGGGUACAAAUGCUCUUAAUUUCAGGGUACAAAUGCUCCCACUGUUCGGUAGUUCCCAUCUCCCAAACGUCGUUCACAUAGUUGCUCGGGAAGUAGAACAGGCAGCAGUCUAAUCUUUACCAGGGUUCAUGCGAGUGCCUAGCCUAAAAAGUUCCAGGGACUCUAUAAAACACACAAAUCCAUAUGAAUUUGAUAUUAGAUUCCGCCACAAUGCCCUUUCAGCUCUCUCAGCAUUUAGAUGCCCAGUACUGUAGCGGAGUAGAAGUAUGAACUGUAGUAUCUCUGCUGGCAGACUUAAAGGACCACUAUAGCCACCCAGACCACUUCAGCUUAAUGAAGUGGUCUGGGUGCCAGGUCCAUCUAGGAUUAACCCUUUUUUUUUUUUAUAAACAUAGCAUGCGCAUUCAGCCGAUGACGUCGCUAUGGAGGAGAGCUCCCCGCCCGGCACUGGAGAAAGGUAAGAUUUUAACCCCUUCCUCCCCCCAGAGACCGUCAGGAGGGGGUCCCUGAGGGUGGGGGCACCUAUAGGGCACUAUAGUGCCAGGAAAACGAGUAUGUUUACCUGGCACUAUAGUGGUCCUUUAACCCCGUAAGGACACAUAACAUGUGUGACAUGUCAUGAUUCCCUUUUAUUCCAGAAGUUUGGUCCUUAAGGGGUUAAUUAGCAAUCAAAUAAAGGGUAGCGUGAUAAUUCCAAUCCCAUUCCCCAACAACUGGACGAAACACAGUUUUGGGAGUCAACUGAUUUUUAUUGAGCCACAGCUUGCUUUUAUACAAUUCCCCUUGCAAGGGGUUUCUUUAAUUACAUUCCAGUGGGUUUCCCCUGGUGGACCUUGACGGUCAAAUGAAAACUCCAGGUCCAUCUUUUAAUUUUUUUCGGAGUAUGUGCUCAUAAUAUUAUUAUUGGCAUUUAUACAGCGCCAACUUAUUCUGCAGCGAUUUACAAUAUUAUCAAAGGGGGAAAUUUAACAAUAAAUGAGACAAUUACAAAAUGUUACAGAAACUAGAGGUAGGUGAGGACCCUCCUCACAUGAGCUUACAUUUUAGAGAAGGUGGUAUCAUACUAAUUACAUACGCUGCACCAUACAUACUAUUAUUAUUAUUAUUAUACACAGGGGUAAAAAAAAAAAAUAACCAAAAGGAAAAAUCUGAAUAUUUUUUUUCUGAGUAUGUGCUCAUAUCAUUACAUAAUUACAUAAAACAUUCAUUAUUAUACACAAUGAAACUCCAUGGGUUAAACUGAGCACCCUGUUCUGCAGGACUGAUGCAUAAACAUGGAGAGCCAUGAGCCUGGUACCCCACUCAGCCAGUCCAACCAGUCCAGCAGCUAACUGACCUCCUGCUCACACAGCUCACCAGCUAUCUGAGCAAGGCACAGCAGGAAGUGCUUCAAAUACAACCGCAGAUUCGACACCGCAAGAAAUAAAAAAAAUAAAAAAUCUAUCGGUAAGUGAAACGAGGCGAUUAGUCGCCUGGAUGUAUCACCGUACUAAGGAACUGAUAUUUUCUUUCGUUUAAUUUUUUUUUUUUUUUUAGAAGUGAUUGCCACUCGUGUCGAAUCAGCUGACGAGCGUGAGUGUGGGUUCAGGGCGACUCUGCCGUGACGUGGAAGUCAGAGCUGCACUACUUCCUGGACUGAGACCGAGUGCAGGCAGGUUCGCUGCGGAGCCAGGACUACAGCUCGCCAUGGGUGAGAGUGGGGGCUGGUCAUUUAACCCUUUAUAAAUGAUAUCAGUAGGGUGACAUGCUGGGUAUGUGUGUUAAUGGGUUACAGCAGGCUUCCCCAAUCUCUGGCCCUCCACAUGCUGCUGAACUACAACUCCCAUGAUUCUCAGCCUAUCUAUUUCAUUCAUAGAAUCAUGGGAGUUGUAGUUCAGCAGUAUCUGGAGGGCCAGAGUUUGGGGGAAGCCUGGGUUACAGGGAGCUGCUGCCCCCUCACCCCCACCCCCCUGGAGCUGAGUUGGAGAAUUGUUCCAGUUCAGUUUUUCAGGCCUAAAAAUGUUUAUUAGUUUAGUUUCCAAUACACUAUAAGUUCACGGAAUAAUACUCUUUUUCAUGCCUUGUCUUGUCUUAUCAGGGUUAUUAACUAGGAACAUAGUACACAUUAUAGUUUCUGUAAUGAUAGUGAUGCCAGAUUUGUUGUAGGUUAUUGUCAGUGUGAACUGUCUGAAAGUCAAAGUGAAUUUAAAAGUUUAGGGGGGGGGAGGGGGAAAUAGAUGAUUUGGAUACAUUUUCAAUGUCCGCUAUGUUUUCAUUAAUUUUGAAUUCCUGCUAACGCACAUGUUGGUGAAUAACCUUUGCAACAAGAAGAAAAUCUAAGGAUAUAUCUAAAGGGACGCUAUGGGCACGCAGAGCGCGUCAUCUCGUUGAAAUGGUCUGGGUGCAGUCAGUGUCCCUGUGCCCCAUAGCCCGGCAAUAUAAUACAUUGCAGUUUCAGAGAAACUUUGUUUAUAUUGCAGGGUUAAGACUGCCUCUAGUGGCUGCUUACCAGAAAGCCACUGUAAGCGCUUCCUGCUGUUUCACAGAAUUUAACUCCAUGAAACGACGCUGGAUGUCCUCAUGUCCAGCAUCCUCAAAAUCCCCAUUGGAUAGUACUGAUCAUUGGUUUCCUAUGGGGAAGGCCUAAUCCGCACAGCACUUGCUGCGCAUGCGGAUUAAGUUCCCUCCUCUGCGCUGACAUUGGGGGCGGAGCCAGGUGAGUGAAAGAAAAGAUUAUUUAGUAGCUUAAUUCAGUCCGUGAAUUCUGACACUCUUAACGAUUUUUACUAUAAGUGCUGAAAAUAUCCCAUAUGUAUAGCACUCCAAGUUAAUAAAUACCACAGAGCAGGUUUUAUUACUUUGCCAAAUAGAUCCAUUCACAAAUGCAGAGUAUGUGCAUAAUCGCUGCCAAAGAUCUUUGAGGGGACCUAUCACAAGUAUCUAAGACUUGUGUCUGUGUGCUUAUUACUAUACAUUUUCUUCUUCUGUUACAUGUUUGUUUAUAGCUGCAGUUGUAAAAAUUAAACUGCGUGUACCUUAAUCCCUUAAGGACCAAACUUCUGGAAUAAAAGGGAAUCAUGACAUGUCACACGUCAUGUGUCCAUAAGGGGUUAAAUACAUUGUACUCCUUUUCACUGUAACCUCUGCAACUUAUUUGACCAAAUUAUGUUUUCAGACAUAAUUUAGGGGAUAGAUCUUUGAGAGGUCAACAUAUUUAUGGAUAAGCUUAGAGUAGUGACAGUGCCUUGUUCCUUCAUACCAGUAAAUGCUACUAUAGAGUUUACAGGGGUGAAAAUAAGCACAGCGGAGGAAAGGAAAAAAAACUUGCCAUCACAGCGCAUCUGUGCAGCACCUUCACCGACCCAUGUUACUGCAGGUGUGCACGUGCAUGCUUGGUUGUCUAACAGAGAAAUACCAUAUAGAUGCAUAUGCGGUCAGGAUUUUCUCCUGCAGUGCUGUACAUGCCUUGUGCUAUAAUUGAAGAAGUACCCAUUCCUCUGUCAACGUUGAGUAGACAAGUGGAAAUUUCCCGUUUUGUGUGUGAUGGUUAUUUGUACUUCUAGCAUAAUAACAAUUCUAUUGUAUCUUGUGCUCAUUUUUAUAUUCUUAACUAAAUGUGCAUUCACAAAUAAACACCUUAGAACAAUAAACUCUGUAUUCUUUAGGCCUGUUUUGUUUCAUUGAAAGGUGUGUGAGCAGUGGUUAUGGUGCCAAGUGUUUCCUGGCGCUCUCCUGAUGUAAGUAGACUUCAUACCUGAGGUCUGCCGGUUGCUGGUUAUUUCUUUUUUGGAGAGCCAGACGCUCCUGAAUUUGCUCUCCUGAGAGUGUCAGCAAAUUGCAGUUAGCCAGUGAGCUAAGCCCUGCACUGCCAGGUUAAGCUCAACAGUUUCACAACAGGGUUUGCUGGCCACUGCUCACCUCCUCUACGAAAGCCAGAAGCAUUCCGCUUCAGGCUUUCGUAGAGGAGGUGAACAGGGGCCAGCAAACCCUGUUGUGAAACUGUUAGCAAACGGUUUGAAUCCUUACAAAGGGGGGCACCAGAGCUAUUCUGGCACCAUAAUCACUACACUGUGCAGAAGUGGGUAUGGUGCUUGGAGUGUUCCUUUAACAAUACAUUUUGUAUUUGUUUUAUAUUCAUUAAAUUAAGGAACACCACAGUGUUAGGAAUACAAAUUUGUAUUCCUAACACUAUAGUGUUCUUCUCUGCCUUUAGUUUAAGGUCCUCACCGCCCAAAUCUAAAUAAAAAAAAUUGGGGAAAAAAGAAUUUACUAACCUUGAGCCAUAAAUCAUAACCAUAAUUCAGUGCUGUUAGCCUUUAACAGUCUCCUUAUUUCAGCACAAUCCACUACCAAUGAGAUUAUUAAUGCUGAUGAUCUCUGAUUCAAUCAAAUGCUAGCAUUGAGCACAUACAGCGCAGCAUGCACAGCAAUAUGAUAUCCAUCUUUGGUGUCAUCAUGCUGUAUGUGAUGAAGACGAAAGUGAAAACCUUUGAAAAUUGAAAAUACAAUGCUUCAAAAUCACUACAUUAAGAUGAUGUAGUUCUAAUGUCUUUUUAAAGGAACUCCCCCCUGUUGUAAGCAAUCAAUCAGUGUUUAACUUAUUACCAGGGGUCCACCAGGUGCCUGUAGUGGUUAUGGUGCCAGAAGUACUCUGGUUCAGUCCUGGUAUGAAGUCAAACCAUUUUAGUGGGUGGUUAUGGUGCUUGGAGUUUUCCUUUAAAGGCACACCUUAGGCACUGUAUAGUUCUGAUAAUAAUCCUAGUUAACACUUUGUCUUGCUCUAUAUUUCAGGGGGUUUCUUUUCCAGCAUCUUUUCCAGCCUGUUUGGAACUCGGGAAAUGAGAAUUUUGAUUCUGGGUCUUGAUGGAGCAGGAAAGACAACGAUUCUUUACAGAUUACAAGUGGGAGAAGUUGUUACCACAAUUCCAAGUAUGUUGGGCGUUCUGUAGAGAGUGUUUCAAGUGAUGACCUAUAUGUUUAUUUAAUACACUGAAAAGGAGAAUUGUUAAUCAUGCGCACGCUCUCUCGUUCCCUUAAGCAAAACUGACAGCAAGUGCCCAGCUUAAAGCUAUUCUCUCACUUUGGUAUUUUGCAAAAGACCAUGCCCCUUGAAAUUUUGACAGCCUGUGGAGAAUCUGAAGAGAGAUCUACUUACCUGAAGAUAUCCCUUGUGAGUGCACCAUCUUCCUUCUGGGGUCCAUAUUCAGCUCCUGGUACUUAUCUACCAGUCCUCUUUGCUUUUGUACACUCAUGCAUAGAUGAGUACUAAAUAGGUCAAUGGAAGAUCCAUGCGAUGCACCAUAGAAGUUAUCACAUGAUGUACAAAAAUAUACCCUUCCUGUCACUGCUAACAGCUGCUUGGACAAACCUUUAUAAUACAAGCUCCACUUUUUGUGAACCUUCGCUUAGCAAGUACACAGACCCAAUACAAAGAUCCAUCCAGGUGACAUGGUGGUAGAGUGAUUUCAGAUAGGGAUAUAUACUUACCUUAAAGGACCACUCUAGGCACCCAGACCACUUCAGCUUAAUGAAGUGGUCUGGGUCCCUGGUCCAGCUAGGGUUAACCCAUUUUUAAAUAAACAUACAUGAAUGGGUUAAGCCUUCCCUCUAAUCCUCUAGUGGCUGUCUCAUUGACAGCCACUAGAGGCGCUUGCGUGCUUCUCACUGUGAUUUUCACAGUGAGAGCACGCCAGCGUCCAUAGGAAAGCAUUAUGAAUGCUUUCCUAUGUGACCGGCUGAAUGCGCGCGCAGCUCUUGCCGCGUGUGCGCAUUCAGCUGACGGGGCGGAACGGAGGAGGAGAGGAGGCAGAGAGCUCUCCGCCCAGUGCUGGAAAAAGGUAAGUUUUUACCCCUUUCCAGAGCCGGGCGGGAGUGGGACCCUGAAGGUGGGGGCACCCUCAGGGCACUAUAGUGCCAGGAAAACGAGUAUGUUUUCCUGGCACUAUAGUGGUCCUUUAAGCUGUCCCUCCUUGGCACCCUAUCCUCUUGACACCAUACUUUAGCUCCUGGCAGGAACUUCAUCUGCCAGGAGCCUUUGUCAUUAUUAAGAAUACAGAAUAGGGUUUUGGGAGGAUACCCCAUGACCACCGGAUGUUCAAUAGAUAAUUUUAUUCAGAGUAAGGUGCCAUAGGCAUCCAUUGUGUAUCGCACAAGAUGAUGCCUGUUCCCAUCAGUCGUCAGAUUGCUGAUGGAACAUAGUGGCCUGAACGUCCGGCCGCCUUCCUGCCCAGCAGCCCCACUGGACUUCAGAUGAGAAAUCCACCCAGCUAUCCCAAACGUAGGGUGGAUUUAAAUUUAAAAAAAAUAAUAAUUGUGAGUGUGGGGAAAUGUGAGUGAGUGAGUGUGUGUGUCUGUCAGUGAGUGUGUCUGUCAGUGAAUUUGAGUGAGUAUGUGUGUCUGUCAGUCAGUGUGUGCGUCUGUUAGUGAGAGUGUGAGUCCGAGUAAGUGUACGUCUGUCUAUCAGUUUGUCUAAUCAGUGAGUGUGUGUAUGUCACUGUUUGUCAGUGUAUGUGAGAGUGUGUCUGUCAGUCAAAGUGCGGCCUUAACAGGAAGGGGUGGGGAAAAUGUAAAUUUUGGGGGGGUGGGCACCGUCCUGCCUAGGGCAGCACAAACCUAAAUACACCACUGGUUAUAAGAUAUACAUUUGCCAUUGAGAUGAUUAGCACAAUCUGCUGAGAAAAAUAUAUUCGCCACCAUAUUAUAUUUAUACCUUGAUAAUGUUAAAAGAACCCUCUAACUGUAAAAAAAUCGUUUUUUUAAUUAGCUUUGACCUUUAUUCCAUUUGGAAUCUUUUCUGUAUUUUUUUUUUUUUUUGGUAAUUAGAAACACAGUUUAACUUUUAAAUGAAACCUUUAUUUCAGUGUGGAGAUUGACUCCAUUAAGCACCGAGGAUCAAUCCAAUGUUCCUCAUAGAGACCAUAGGAUGCAGACAUUCUUUGCAUGCAGAUACUGGACAUCAAAUUUAUUCAAUUAUUAAAAGGAUGUCAGAAGCCCCUAGUUGGUGUUGGACUUGCAAAAUGUAUACGUUGCAUUUAAAUGCAUUGCAUGCUUUUUGUUUCUCACAAUAUGUUGGGUACACGUAUUUAUGCUGCCUAUGUAUUUUUGUUUUUCCUUUUCAGCAAUCGGUUUUAAUGUUGAGACAGUAACUUACAAGAAUCUUAAAUUUCAAGUAUGGGACUUAGGAGGACAAACAAGUAUCAGGUAAUAAGCUUGGCAAACCCAAGGUACCAAGUGGCCAUGCAGUAUUGAAAAUAAAAAAGGCCUUAUACUGCAUUGCUCUUUUUACAUGUUUCCACACGAUGCUGACUAUUGUCCAUAUAGUAGAUGUUGAUUAAUGGGGUAGUAAUGUGAGGCUUGCACAGUGCAAUGUCUGUAGAGCUCUGGCUUCAAGUUGAACCCUGCUCUUUCCUUUUCUUCCAUCCUAACGUGAAACGGAGGUGUGUUGUCAUGAGGCUGCAUGUACUAUCUCUGAGAGUAGUCCUGAGUGAUUAAACAGCUGGACAUUAGUGUAAUGCAGUACGUUGAUAGACAUUUAUCUUGUGCUGUAGUAAAAAUAUACACAAAAUGACACAUUUGAUUCUUGUUUCAGACCCUAUUGGCGUUGCUAUUAUUCCAACACUGAUGCUGUGAUUUACGUAGUAGACAGCUGUGACAGAGACAGAAUUGGAAUCUCCAAGUCUGAACUGGUUGCCAUGUUAGAGGUAAUUUGAAACAAACUUGAGGUCCUCGUGCUUUCUGACCCUUUUUUUUUUUUUUUAAAUUUAUUUAUUUUUAAUUUCUAUUCUUUACAUAGAUGAGAGCUACCUCAUUGAUUGCUUCUCUAUGCACAAAUUUACAUAUUUGAUGUUCGUAGAGCCAUGUUGAGGUUAAAACAUUUGCACCGGUGUUAAUGACAUAGUCAAAUAGAAACUUUGGGAUAAAACGACCCUCUAUUGAUAAUGUAUAAUUGAUAAAGUAGAGCAUACAAAUCUAUUUAAAGGAUCACUCCCCUUCCCACAUGGGGGAAACAAGAAAUAACAGUUUAGUAGAUAUACCCCAAUGAAUAAAUGCAUGUAUUCAUUGGGGGUAUAUCUUAACAAACACUUGCAGUCUCUUCAGGAAAAUAACUAAUCAGAGGCUUCUCAUUGAGAAUCACCUGCAUUGGUCUGCACACGCACCUGCUCGAACACACGCUCAAGUGUCGGCUCGUGCGCGCGCAUACACGUCUGUUCUGAGGUCUGGAGCAGAGUAACUGGUGAGUAUGGAGGCAUAGCUAGAAUAGCUUUUUUAGAAUAGCUAGCCACUUUUCUGCAUUGUUCUAUUAUUGUUGUCCAUUUUUCUUGCUGCCAGCACUAUGAUCUUCCCUGUGGGAGAUCAUCUCUACUCUUCUGAGUAUGGAGGCAGGCACGCUCAAGUAGAGCGUGCCUGCCACUUCCGUUAGCUCAGGAGAGCGAACGGAGGUAGGAAGGAAUCCUCCCUGGCUGUUUGAUUUACAGCCAGUGCGGUGUUCCCUAGCAAAUUUAUAAAAGUGCUGAUUUAUCCUAGUUUACUAGGCUACUCCUCACCCAUAAAGCACUUCAGCAAGCUGAAGUGCUUUUGGGGUGUGGAGUGGUUCUUUAAGUACAUGAGUGACAUUUUCUAUAGAAGAACUAGGGGAAAGUUCACAAGUGAAUUUCUUUGUAUAAUAUCCUUUAUAUGUAGCGCAACCUUUAAAGGGACACUGUAGUCACCAGAACAACUACAGAUAAAUGUAGUGGUGGUGUCUGUAGCCUGUCCUUGCAGGUAUUUCAAUCUAAACUCUGCAUUUUCAGACAAAAGGCAGUGCUUACAUUACUGUCUGGGGACACCUCCAGUGGCCAUCAUUUAGACGCUCUGAAUGGAGGUGCUGAACUUACCUCAUAGAGAUGCAUUGAGUCAAUGUUGAUUGGCGCCGCAAGGCGUUUUGCCAUGCAUGCGUGAAUGCCUUCCAAUGCUUUCCUAUGGGAAGAAUUGGGUUGUCUAGGAUCAUCAAGUUUGAUCUCAGCCAAGGGGGGAGAGCAUAGGCGGGGCCAGCUGUGACCGGACCUGUGCGGUUCUGGAGAAAGAUGAGUAGGUGGGCCGGAGAAAAUAUGACUAUUUAGUCAUAUAGUGUCAGGAAUACACAUUUGUAUUCAUGUAACUUUAUAGGAAUGUCAGAAAUUCAAACAUGUAUUUCUCACACUAAAGUCAUGAAAUACAUGUUUAGCUUCCCUGCCUCCCUUCUCUGUGGAGAUAAAAGGUUUUUAACUGACCGUGCCGGUCUUGCAGAGCCAUGCAGAACAUGGAGACUCUGAACGUAGGUGCUGCACACUGUGCAGCACUGAGAUUGGAAGCACCUCUAGUGGCCAUCUGAGUGACUGCCACUAGGGGUGUUAAUAGGCGGUAAUGUAAACACUUUUUUCUCUGAAAAGGCAGUUAGGUUGCAAAGUCUGUGGGACAGGCUAUACACACAUGAACAGAGAAUGCACACCAAAAAUCAUACGAAAUUAAUAUCUUGGUUUAAUAAACCAAUAUCUGAUUUACAAAUAUGAUAUAAAUAUAAUACAAAUAAAGUGAUAGUAAACAGGCUAGACAAAAAAUCCACAGUAACUAUUUACCACAAUUCCACAACCUGAGAGGGCAUAAACACGAAUACAAAGAACCCCCCAAUGUUUCGGCUCCUCCUGGAUGCCUUUAUCAAGGGCGUUUAUCGACAGGCUAUACACACCAGAAUCAUUACAUUAAACUUUUUAGUGGUUCAGGUGACUAUUGUGUCCCUUUAAUAUUAGUAACUAGAAUUUUAACAGCUAUGAAUGUAAGUUGAAUGAUUAUAAAUAAAGUUAAAAGAAAGAAUGAAUGGGUGAAGCACUGACAGGCUUAGUCUAAUAUACACAAACUGGACUAUUAACUUCUUUAGGACUAAUGAUAUAUUAGGCCGGGCUACCAUUACAGAUUUUCCUAAGCCUGGCUCUGAAGGUGUUAAUUGAGUAAAUGUUACCUUUGAUCUUUAAAAGAACAUUAUGCAUGGGGCAAUCUCAGACUUCCCCUGUGGUUCGUUUACAAGCACUGCAAAUAAUUUGGGUAAAUCAUUUUAACCCCUUCCCGACCGUGGACGGAAAUUUUCCGUCAACCUUGUCCUUCAGUUAAGGACCGUUGACGGAAAAUUUCCGUCAUUUUCUUAAGUUAAUCCCAGAUCGCCGCGACCGCGGCAAUCGCGGGGUUAACGGUGCUCCGGUCUGCCUCUGCAUUAGAGGCAGACCGGGAGCACCCGAUCGGGCUGCCCCAGCACCGGUGCUCGCUCUGACCGCAUGUCAGAGCGAGCACAUGUGCUCCACAUACUCACCUUCCGCCUCCCUGCACUUCCGGGUUCUGUGUGAAGUGCAGGGAGACGGAUCAGUGCUGAUCUGCUUCCCUGUGUAAAAAAAAAAAAAAUUAAAGUUAAAUCCCACCCCCCCUGCCCCUGUUUUAAUAAAAUUAACCCCUUCCCUGCCAAUUGAUCACUGACUACAGUGAUCAAUUGGCAGGGUAUACAUUUUAAUGUCAUCUGAUUUUUUUUUUUUUUAACCCCUGAGGGUUAAUUAUUUUUUUUUUAACCCUCAGGGGUUAAAUUUAUUUUAUUAAUUAAUUUAAAUAUUAAAAAAUUAUAUAUUUAGCUAGCUGGGAUGGGUGGAAGUUAGUGGGGAAUUGGGGAAUUUGGUGUUAGGCUAACUAGGGGUUAACGUUAAAAAAAGUUUUAAAAUAAGCUUUAAAAAGGUAAAAAAAAAUUUUUUUUUAAAUGUUUUAGUAACGUUUAAGUAAAAAAAAAAAAAAUACCACCCCCUUUACCCAGUCUAAAUAAAAAUUAACCCCUUCCCUGCCAGCUGAUCACUGCCUACAGUGAUCAAAAUACAGAUCACAGUAUUAUACUGUGAUCUAAUUUUUUUAACCCCUGAGGAUUAACUUUUAUUUUUUUUUUUUUAACCCUCAGGGGUUCCAUUUAUUUAAUUAAUUAAUUUAAAUAUUUUAUAAUUAAAUAUUUUGCUAGCUGGGGUGGGUGGGAGUUAUGGGAAAAUGGGGAAUUUACGGUUAGUGCUGCUUACUGCUAGUUAGGGGUUAACGGUAAAAGAAAAGUUUAGAAAAAAAAUUAAAAGUGUAAAAAAAGUUAAGAUAGUGUAAAACAUUUAAUAAGUAAAAAAAAAAGUUUAAAAAUGGGUUUUACAAAGUAAAAAAAGUUUUACAAAGUAAAAAAAUACAUUUAAAAAUGCUCAUUACCACUACACUUGGUACAAGCUAGCGGAAAUAUUAUCCCACGCUAAGGUUCAAAAUAUGCCUUUUGAAUUACCCUGGGAUGUCUUCUUUAAGAAAUGAUAUGCCUUUAUGGUGUAAUUGGAUGAUAUAGCCUUGUAAAAUACUCUAAAAUGGGACAUGGACACAGCGUAAAAAUUCAAAGUUUAAAAAAAAUGGAAUGGCUGUGUCUCAAAUGUGCCCCUUCAAUGUCCACAUAAACCUGGCAAAGGUACAUACGGGGGUAUUGAUGUACUCAGCCGACAUAGCUGAGCAACAUAUGAAGUAGUAUACAGUCGUAGUACACAUAAGGUUUGCAAAAUAUACUGCGCAAACUCACUUUGUGUGUCAAAAAAGCAGAAAAAAUGCUUAUUACCACUACACUUGGUACAAGCUAGCGGAAAAAUUAUCCCACGCUAAGGUUCAAAAUAUGCCUUUUGAAUUCAAAAUAUAACGUUAUGGUUAAUAUGAAAAAUAACCGUGUGUUAGAGAACCUAGUAUGGCUGCAGUAAACCACUCUACUGGAAAAAUAAGGAUUCCACUAAAAAAUCCUUAAUAUUGCAAAGUAAAACAAAAAAUAUAUCAGAUAAAAAUCUAAUAAAAAAAUCCAGGAAUGGUUAACGUGAUAUACCUUUAAAUCUCUUUAGAAUAGUGGUAAGACUAGUAAUAAUUCAUUACUUAUUUAAAAUUUCAUAAAAAAUAUAUCAUAAAAAGUAUAUAUAUUUUUUGCAACAGAUCAUUCACAGUAAUAUCCAAUAAAUAACACAAAAAAAAAAAAAAGAAGAAGAAAAGGAAAUAAAUUGUCCAAUUGAUAACAGUCUUGUAAAUAGAUACUAUGUAUCAAAUAGUAGCAGCAGUCUUUUAAAUUGUAAACUGACUCAGUUCACUCCAGUUAUAGAAGAACUGGUAUAUGGAUACUGAGUGAGUUAGUAUACUGUGUGUACAAUAUUAUAUUAUAAAUGGUCCUAUUUUAUAAUAAUUGUACCCUUGUAAAAAGUAAUAAAUAGAUAUAAAAUAUCAUUGAUAGGUCAUAGUUGAUGGCCCUCAAUAAAAUAUAUGUUUAAUUCACCAUUAAAAACUGAAGUGCUGAAAUGGUUAAAAAUAUUCAAUUUUAUUUGAAAAAAUCAAAUUAAAAGUUAUAUUAGGCACUCACACUUUGAUAUCAAACUUCUUGCCCGGUUGCAGUUUUGGAACCUGGUGUAUACAGUUGUUGCAGUCCGAUCGUCAAAUAAAUGGAAGAGCUGGCUCUCCGUGAGCCUCGUGUGUAUCUUUGUUUUCUUCCUUCGUUCGGCAGCAAUUUAAAUUCCACUAGGUAAUCUUGUUACUGAUGUGUAACAUGUAAUAGUUGUAAUCACUAGGACAGUAGGUGAGCAGGCUCUCUGUGAGCGGCGUGCGUGUCACAGUUCCUGCGUUCCAGGGCAAUAAAGUUGAUUUGCGAUAGGUGCCAGAAAGCAAUGAAUGUCGUAAACAGAGUUGUCCAGGGCAAUUUCAAAUAAAAUUGAAUAUUUUUAACCAUUUCAGCACUUCAGUUUUUAAUGGUGAAUUAAACAUAUAUUUUAUUGAGGGCCAUCAACUAUGACCUAUCAAUGAUAUUUUAUAUCUAUUUAUUACUUUUUACAAGGGUACAAUUAUUAUAAAAUAGGACCAUUUAUAAUAUAAUAUUGUACACACAGUAUAUUAACUCACUCAGUAUCCAUAUACCAGUUCUUCUAUAACUGGAGUGAACUGAGUCAGUUUACAAUUUAAAAGACUGCUGCUACUAUUUGAUACAUAGUAUCUAUUUACAAGACUGUUAUCAAUUGGACAAUUUAUUUCCUUUUCUUCUUCUUUUUUUUUUUUUUUUGUGUUAUUUAUUGGAUAUUACUGUGAAUGAUCUGUUGCAAAAAAUAUAUAUACUUUUUAUGAUAUAUUUUUUAUGAAAUUUUAAAUAAGUAAUGAAUUAUUACUAGUCUUACCACUAUUCUAAAGAGAUUUAAAGGUAUAUCACGUUAACCAUUCCUGGAUUUUUUAUUAGAUUUUUAUCUGAUAUAUUUUAUGCCUUUUGAAUUACCCCGGGAUGUCUUCUUUAAGAAAUGGUAUGCCUUUAUGGUGUAAUUGGAUUAUAUAGCCUUUUAAAAUACUCUAAAAUGGGACAUGGACACAGCGUAAAAAUUCAAAGUUUGAAAAAAAUGGAAUGGCUGUGUCUCAAAUGUGCCCCUUCAAUGUCCACAUAAACCUGGUAAAGGUACAUACGGGGGUAUUGAUGUACUCAGCCGACAUAGCUGAGCAACAUAUGAAGUAGUAUACAGUCGUAGUACACAUAAGGUUUGCAAAAUAUACUGCGCAAACUCACUUUGUGUGUCAAAAAGGCAGAAAAAAUGCUUAUUACCACUACACUUGGUACAAGCUAGCGGAAAAAUUAUCCCACGCUAAGGUUCAAAAUAUGCCAUUUGAAUUACCCCGGGAUGUCUUCUUUAAGAAAUGGUAUGGCUUUAUGGGGUAUUUGGAUUAUAUAGCCUGGUAAAAUACUCUAAAAUGGGACAUGGGAACAGUGUAAAAAUUUAAAGUUUGAAAUGAACUGGAAUGGCUGUGUCCCAAAUGUGCCCCUCCGAUGUCCACAUAUACCUGGCAAAGGUACAUACGGGGGUAUUGAUGUACCCAGCCGACAUAGCUGAGCAACAUAUGAAGUAUUAUACAGUCGUAGCACACAUAAGAUUUGCAAAAUGUACUGCGCAAAUUUACUUUGUGUGUCAAAAAGGCAAAAAAACGCUUAUUACCAUUACACUUGGUACAAGCUAGCGGAAAAAUUAUCCCACGCUAAGGUUCAAAAUAUGGGAUGUGUUCUUUAAGAAAUGGUAUGCCUUUAUGGUGCAGCUGUAAUAUGUAGCCUGCUCAAGUGCUCGAAAGUGGGACACGGACGCAUCAGAACUCUCCAUGAAAAUUCACACUUAAAAACCUUAACUUGCCAUGUCUCUUUUACAGCAGUGUAACUUCACAAAAUAGUGUCUAGGUCAUACAUUGGGCAUAUUGUUUUACUCAGAAGACUUAGCUGAGCAUAAUUUGGGGGGUUUGAACUUAGUGGCACAUAUGAAAUGUACAAAAUGCCCAGCAAAAAUGUAAUCCGUAUGUAAAAAAUGCCCAAAAUUAUUUUUUACCACAUACUUUGGCAUAUAUUGGUGAAAAAAUGGGGGCAUGUUAAGGCACAAUAUGCACCAUAUGAGAUACCCUGGAGUGUCUACUUUUAUAAAUGGUAGGCCUUUGUGGGUUUUUUUUGAACAGUCAAACUGCUAUAAUACCCCAAAUUGAAGCAUAGGCCCAUUAAAUCCGCCUCUCAAAAUUCUACUGUAAAUGUUGAAACGGACAGGUCUCCUAUAUGGCACUGUAGCUUCACGAAAUAGUGCCAAAGACAUACAAUGGGGGUAUCGUUGUACUCAGCAGAAGUAACUGAACACAAAAUAAAACUUUGUACAGGAAUAGCACACACCAACUUUACAAAAUAUACAUGGGAAGUUCUUUGUUAUAAGUUUGUGUGCCAAAAACUCCAAAAAACUAAAUUUUACUCCAAUAUUUAGCAGAGAUUGGCGGUGAAAUGGCUACUUAGAAAGUGUCAAAAAAACCUUAGGACAAUAGCCUGUGAUGUCUACUUUAUAUAAAUAUAUACUUUUGUGUGGCAAUUUUGUUUUCUUUUAUGGCUAUUAAGCUUACAAGACAAACAUACAAAAUUCUAAAAUCGCUCUACAUUAAAAGUUUAUUUUACUCCUUGUGCUUUAUGACCUGUAACUACCAAAAAAAACUUUAAAUCCCAGACACAUUAUAUAUUUUGUAAAUCAGAACAACUAAAUAAAUUUAUUUUUAAUUACUUUCUUUAACCUGCACUAAUUAGGCACACAUUAUUAUUGCAAAAACUGUAAAAAAACACACAAAUAUUUUCUUUUUUUUGCAUUUUUCUGUAUUUUUUAAAUAAUAAAUAGGCAUUUAUAUAUAUAUAUGUUACAUCAAAUUAAAGCCCUUUAUGUCCUUUAAAAAAACAGUAUAUAAUAUGUGUCGGUGCAAUAAACGAGAGAGAUGCAAAUUGCAGUUGAACGCAUACAGCAAGAAAAUGCAAAAAUUGCUUGUGUCAUUAAGCGUAAGACAAGCUUCUGAAGCUGUGUCCUUAAGGGGUUAAUGAAUAACCCUCUCCUAUAUCCAAAACUAGGUAGUGUAACUAAUCUCAAGUAUAUCCUAGAGUCUACAUGUUAUAUGUUAUUCUGUAGUAUUCAGUUUAUUAACCCCUUAAUGACCAAACUUCUGGAAUAAAAGGGAAUCAUGACAUGUCACACAUGUCGUGUCCCUAAGGGGUUAAACUCAGAAAGUUGAAACGAUAAGCUAUCAGUGUCACAAAUCUGAACUUUAAUUAUUGCAGUUGCAGUAUAUAUAUCUGUUACAGUUUACUUUUGUUGUAACUAUAGUUUCAGUGCAUUUAAACUGUACUCAUUUAAAAAACAAAACAAAAAAAAAAUUCUGCUCUGUUUCAUAGUCAUGCAAUAAAACAUUGUAAAUGUGACUGCUCUGAAUUCCAGGAAGAAGAAUUAAAGAAAGCUAUCUUAGUAGUGUUUGCAAACAAACAGGACAUGGAGCAGGCCAUGACACCUACAGAGGUUGCUAAUUCCCUUGGCUUGCCAGCUUUGAAAGACCGUAAAUGGCAGAUUUUCAAAACCUCUGCAAUGAAGGGCACUGGACUUGACGAAGCUAUGGAAUGGUAAUGUCUUUAUGUAGUCUAUGCACAGAGUAAUGAAUGCAAGGCCAAUUAGAUGACAUGUUUCUGUAAAAGUGCAGCAGUCAUUCUGCCAUCUCAUUCAAUUGUUUGUGGCUGUCCUCCCACUCUCAAACCAAGCAAAAUUUGUUCACUUUUAAUCCCAUUUAAAAGCAGCAGGUACACCUGCUAUUUAUACAGUCUGUCAAUCUAAGGAAAAACAUAAUUGUUAGAACAAACAGUCAAUCUCUAUUCUUUGGUUUGACAAACAUGGUCUCGUAUUAGUAAUUAUACUGAAAACCUCCUGUUGUAUAUAUGACAGAGCAAUAUCUAUUUCAUAAGCCUAAACUUUCAGCAGAAAUUUAGACUAAUCUAUGACCAUGCCAAAUAGUUUCCUGGUAAAACAGGAAUACUUAUUUAAAAAGGGCAGUGCAUAUGUGCUCUGAUCCACAGACAGCGGCUUCCCCUACUACUUCUUUUUCUGUUUUUCUUUUCCUCUGUAAUGGUGAAUUUGCACUGUUGGCCACUUUUUCUUGUGUUUCUUUAAUUUAACAAAAUGUAUCUAUAAUGGACACAGUGGGCUGUACUUUUAAAUGUUUGCAUGCAACAUGAAAUAUACCCUAAAUGCCACAACCCCUCCUGUGCAGGGGACUAUGCGCUAAGCAUAGUUCUGUUAUAUCCAUUUAGCUGGUAAUAUACCUGGUCACUGAGGUUUACAUUAUUUUUUAUUUACUUUUUAAGUGUGCAAGUUGAAGUGACAGUUAUUUUUCAUUCCUAUGUAAAACACUGUAAUUGGAUCUAUAGAUAUUGAAAAGUUAUUUUCCUUUAAAAGAUUUCUAUUGGGUCAGGAACACACACACACACACACACACACACGUAUUCCUGACCGUAUAGUGUUAAAACCACCAUCUAGGCUCUGUAAAUAUAGUAAAAUCUUACUUGUUGUCAAGUCUGCAGCUGCUGCCUCUGCCCCUGCUUGGCUGACAUCAUCAAAAGUGAUUCUGUGAGCCAGUCACAAUGCUUUACCAUAGGAUUGGCUGAGACUGUCAAGGAUGCAGAUCUGGGGCAGAGCCAGAACAAGUCAAACACAGCCCUGGCCAAUCAGCAUUUACUCAUAGAGAUACAUUGAAUCAAUGCAUCUCCGUGCAGAGGGUGGAGACACUGAAUGGCAGCACUGCCCCACGAAGCACCUCUAGUAGCCAUCUGAGGAGUGGCCCGUGGAGUUAUCACUAGGCUGUAAUGUAAAUACUGCAAUUUCUCUGAAAAGACUGUGUUUACUGCAAAAAGUUGAUUCUACGCACCAGAACAACUACAAUAAGCUGUAGUUGUUCAGGUGACUAUAGUGUCCCUUUAAAUCUCAUUGCUUAACCCAUUCAAGGGACACUAUAGUCACCAGAACAACUACAACUUAUUGCAUUCUGGUGAAUAUAAUCAUUCCCUUCUGGCUUUUUUCCUGCAAACACUGUCUUUUCAGAAAAAAUGCAGUGUUUACAUUACAGCCUAGUGAUCACUUCACUGGCCACUCCUUAGAUGGCUGCUAGAGGUGCUGUUAGUUAGUGCUGCAGAAUUAGCAGCACUGCCAUUCAGCGUCUGCACCCUCUGCAUGCAGACGCUGAACUUUCCUCAUAGAAAUGCAUUGAUUCAAUUAAUCUCUGAGGAGAUGCUGUUCGACUUGUGCUUCGUUUGCCUCCUUGACAGUCUUAACCAAUUCUAUGGGGAAUUAUUGUGAUUUGGCUCAGACCAGCACUUCUGCUGGUGUCCGCAGAACGGGGCAAGUCAGAGGCAGACGGGCAGAGCCAGCAGCUACAGACUUGAAUACAAGUAAGAUUUUACUAUAUUUAGGUAGUCAAGAGGCGGUCAGGGGGCUAGAUGCUGAUUUGAACACUAUAGAGUUUGAAAUAAAGGUUUGUGUUCCUGACCCUAUAGUGCGCUUUUAACAACAUUAGGAUAAUCUGUUUACAGUCUUACAUUACUGGGCUUUUAUGAUGUUAUGGAAUGUCUAACAUUCUGGGGUGAGAAGCGUUAAAUCCCUGCUCACAGGUAUCAAUACCUAGGACUCAACUCUGUCAGCUGUGCCCAUAUUUAGUGGCCCGAUUGCCUGCUGUAUGCAGCUCAGUGUUAAUUUUGGCUGCAAAUUUCAAUUUAGUUUUAGUCUUAUUUUAGUAAUCUUAAUUGUUUUAGCCAAGUGUAGUCGACAAAAUUAACAUUGAUGCAGCCCUUUUAAAUGUGCUUUAAAUCCCUGCAAUUGCACUAUAAUGCGGAUUCUCUUGCUGCACACUGAGAUCCGGAUAGGGUCUCCCCUGCAUGCCCCCUGACAAUUGUGAUCGGUGCUGGGCUUUGCCAGCUGCCCAGCACUGAACAAAGGGUUAUCGGCAGAGAAGGCGUGCUGCAAAUCAUGAGUAGAGGGAGGUCACAGACUGCUUUGUUUUAUUUUAGCUUGGAAAUCCAUUUUCUGAUAGUAAGUUCUGACAUUAGCAUCGGGGAAGAGAUCAUGUAAGGUUAUAGUAUGCAAAAGGUUAGCGUUGACUACGAAAAAUUAAUUUCGAUUCUAGAUAUCUAAGCCAUUUAACAAUCAGGACUGAUACGUGAAUAUUUCGAGUUCUUUCUCUUUAGUUGCACUUGACGUGUACAAAUUUAAUAUAAGCAAAAAUCUGUCACCUCCCCCUUGGCCAACGAGGCGGGGCAGGGGUGCAGAGCCAAACGCUGUGCUGGCCCAUCAGCCUCUCCUCAUAGAGCCUCCUCCAUAAAGGAAUGUUCAGCAUCACACUGACCCAGGUAGCACCUCUAGUGGCCUUCUGAGUGACUGGCCCCGGAGUGUCUCUAGGCAUGUAAACACUGCCUUUUCUCUGAAAAAAAAUUCUAUGCAUUUAAUGUUUUGUUGUGGUGUUUUUUUUAAAUACAGUGGAUAUUAUGGAAAUAAACUUGCAAUGUUUGAUUUUCUACCUUGCAGGUUGGUUGAAUCCUUGAAAAGCAGGCAGUAAAUCGUUCUAGUCCACCUUUGUCCGUCACUCCACAAGAGAAUGUUGCUGGAUGUACAUAGAAUUUGCACCAUCGUUACCUGAAAUGGCUCCUUUAGUUAUUAAAAAGGACGUUGCAUCUAUAUGACUUGUUUUCCAAUAGCAAUGUACCAUACUGUGCUUUAUGUAGUGUAGAUUCUCUUUUAUUUAUGAAAUUUUUGUAAUAACUGACUUUUUUGAGAAUGCAUUCUUCCGGUGUGCAAUCUUUACUAUGGGGCCCACUUUUUUUUUUUCUUUUUUUUUUUUUAAAUUAAAACUAACAUUCUGCUUACUAUAACUACAUAAGGUAGUUAUCUUAUGACCAGCUCCACAGUAGCAGUGGGAUAGAUAAAAAAAAAUACUGUUGAAACUUCAUGUUAAUGAUCCCUUCCAAAAUAAACUAUUUCUUUAGUAACCUUGCUUGCUAAUGUCAUUGUCUUUUCAGUAUGUAUUUUAAAAAAGUGUCAUGGUUUAGUUGCACAGUAAAGCUAAAGUAGACUUGUUACCUACAACCUGGAUUUAUAAAAUUAUCAACCUUUUCUCUUAUUUUUAAGACCCCUUUAAGAUGACAUCCAUGUGAUUAACGUGAUUGGUUCUAAAGCAGAUAAAAAUGUAGUGAAAGAUACACAGAUUCUUCUCGACAUACAUUUAAGUGGUGGUUUCAUUUUAAUAUUUACUUAGAUAGCAAACACAUUAUGUAUUAUACAUCACUUAUUGUGUGAUAUCUUGUUAGCCAUAUAUGGCUAUUUACUAAAAAAUUGUGGGAAAUUUACAUUUUAUAAUUUUUGGAAGAGAAAAUCUACAAUUUUUGGCACAGUAAGUAUACCUUAAAGGGACACUAUAGUCACCUGAACAACUUUAGCUUAAUGAAGCCGUUUUGCUGUAUAGAAUAUGCCCCUGCAGCCUCACUGCUCAAUCCUCUGCCAUUUAGGAGUUAAAUCCCUUUGUUUAUGAACCCUAGUCACACCUCCCUGCAUGUGACUUGCACAGCCUUCC
Molecule: messenger RNA, 23319 nt
Organism: Pelobates cultripes (western spadefoot toad)
Lineage: Eukaryota; Metazoa; Chordata; Amphibia; Anura; Pelobatidae
Source: the annotation of a GenBank genome assembly